This is a messenger RNA of Brassica rapa (field mustard), 950 nucleotides long. RefSeq names its product putative RING-H2 finger protein ATL21A. NCBI's taxonomy places the organism in Eukaryota, Viridiplantae, Streptophyta, Magnoliopsida, Brassicales, Brassicaceae. The record is from RefSeq and is a predicted model, not a curated record. Gene Ontology annotation, molecular function: polysaccharide binding.
UGACUUCUCCAUUAUCUAUAUAAGUGCUUACAAGUCCCUUAGUGCCAAACCACAACAUGACAUUCUCAAAACAAGUUAGCAUCUUUAUGUUCCUCUUCUGCUUCCCUCUCCUAAACGCCUCAGAAGCAAAACGUUGCUACAGUUCCUCAUGUGGAAACGUCGACGUUCGUUUCCCUUUCUGGCUCUUCCCCAAGCAAUCUUCGACCCGUGGCCACACAGGACUCAACAUCCUAUGCACCGAUCGCCACAAUACAGCAUUAAAGCUUCCCGACACGGGACUAUUCCUCGUCCGAGAUAUCGACUAUGAAAAACAGCUUAUCCGCCUCAACGACCCUAACAACCGCAUUGCCAGACGACUCCUCAGCUUCGACGCUUCAGGAUCUCCUUUAUCUCCUCUCCACCUUCUCAACCAUGCCAUCUUUACCUGUCCUAACGAGGACAUCAAAUCCUUCUCCCCUUACACACCCAUCAUUUGCCUUGGUAAUUCAACGUCCUCCUUCUUCGCCACUCGUUUUGAUCUCGCGAGUUCGAUGCCGUCCUCUUGUCAAGUCUUCAAGACAUUACUCCUUCCUGUUUCUUCACUAGUCGCUGUUCACCUCAACGAUCAAGACCUCUGGCUGAAAUGGGACUCACCGAGUGGCAGAGAUUGUGAGGGUAGCAGCUCGUUACGUGGGUUCAAAAACAAUAUCACUCGAGAAAUCAAAUGGUUCAGUUCCUUCAAAUCUGGUUUGUUACCCAAUUUCUUCUCUCAUUCUUUUAACCUUCAUGACAUCCAAGGUGACGAAUUUCAAUCCAAUGGAUCAAAUAGUUGACUUAAUGGUUAUUAUCUACUCAUUAGAUAACAAAACAUAUCAAAUCUGAUACGGACAGAUCAUGUCAGUCUUUUGAUUAAAUCAAACACAUAUAUCAAAAUUCAAAUACUAGAACAUGCGGAAACGUCGGAACCGUAA